CUGCAUGAGCAAAGUGUGUAUAGCCCAUAACUGUUUAUGUUAUUUUUUUUUUUUUAUUCCUAUUUUAUUUUACUUAUUUUCUUAUUUGUAGUACUUUUUCAUUUUGCUUUUGUCUCUUGAGUUGCUGUAACGAUUGACUUUCACUGGUAUGGGAUUUUAAAAGACUACCUCACUUUAUCUUGGUUUUGAAUUCAGAGCUUUUACUUGUAGUGGAGUAUAUUAAAGUUAAACAUUCCUUGGUCAGAUGUGGCCUACUGAAAAACUGACCGUAUCCGGCCGUGACGUGUAUUAUCCGUUGCCACAGUAACCGUUUGUUUUACAUUUGACAGUUGAGAGGCAAAAUUAAUGACGACACAUUUGGCCGUUUUUCAACCACAAGUAGUAACGUUACGUGAUAAACCACCUGGGAUGAACAAUGUCUGUCCCGGAUCGCAGUUCCCGGCAGGGUGUUGGACCCAAUCUUGUGAAUAUUGAUGCUGUGCAGAACCACUCCGAGCUCUUCAGAGCAGACUGCAUGAGGCUAAUGCAGCAAGCUGACAAAGCAUGCAAACUAAUGCAAGGUGAUGACAACAGACGACUAGCUCAAAGAGUCAGUGACAUCCAGCAUCUGAAGAAGGAGUUGGAACUGCAGUUGGAGGAGAUUAUUGUGGAGAUUGAUGUCCUUAUAGCACUGCAGGGCAGAGUGGUAAAAGCACUGGAGGCCUGCAAAGAGCCUCUUACAGUCACCACUCUCUGUCUGGAGGAGAGAAUGAAACGUUUCCCCUCUGACAGGCUACGUGAUGAUGUGGAAAGAGAGCUGCUAAAGGAGAAAGAGGUUAUUGAGGGAGCGGCCUCUCUUCUGCAGAGUGUAUUAGAGCAGAUCACUGAGCAGAUACGAUUGAACCGAUCUGCCAAGUACCAUCUAGAGAAGGAUCUGAAGGAGAAAUCCAAGGCUCAGUGCAUUGAUAAUUCCUGUGCCUUAAGUACUACCAAUACCAUCAACAACCUGCAGAUCACCAAUACUGAACUGCCGAGCUUGACAGUGACUCCAAAGCAGUGGGAGAAAAUCUCAGACCUCAACAUUGCCAAAGCAGUGCAGCAGAAAACCAACUCUGUGUCCCUGCGGGCCCAGGUGGAGUCUGUUCUGGAGCAGACAGCCACUGACAUGCAGAAGCAGGUCCGGGACACAGCAGCAGCCCUCCAGCUGAAUAUCCAGAGGAUCAAGUCUGCCAAGAGCCAGAUGGAAGAUAAACUUACCAAGAUUCUGUCUGAGUUUGCAAACCAGCAGAGGAUUCCUGAGGAUCUGCAAGUGGCCAUCACAAACAGUGAACAAGCUUUAAGUUUGGCCCAGGCCCGCCUGGCUUUGCGCCAGCAGAGGCCUGGCAAAGAGCAAUGCCAUGAUCCAGCACAGUCCCAACUCCUCGCCGAGGUCCAGCAGCUCACCACUCACAUCAACAAACUGCGUGAGGCGGCAUCUCAGUCAGAAGAGGAGCAGAGGGCUCUAGUUCGCUGCCAGCUGGAGCUGCAGGAGAGCAUUGAGAUCAAGGCCAAUUCUCUCUACAUUGAUGAGGUCAUCUGUACCCAGCACAGGGAGCCCAUUAUCAUACAUAACUUCUGAGUAGUCAGACAUUCUACCUACAUACACAUAUUAUUUAUUCAUAUAAA
Epinephelus fuscoguttatus (brown-marbled grouper) is the source of this 1644-nucleotide messenger RNA. It is a transcript of the gene tekt1, whose product is annotated as tektin 1. The transcript has 8 exons. Lineage: Eukaryota; Metazoa; Chordata; Actinopteri; Perciformes; Serranidae. The record is from RefSeq and is a predicted model, not a curated record. Gene Ontology annotation, cellular component: microtubule cytoskeleton; nucleus. Gene Ontology annotation, biological process: cilium movement involved in cell motility; cilium assembly. The coding region runs from base 416 to 1597 and encodes 393 amino acids.